AUGUUGGGCACCAACACAACAGCCCUUUCUCUGAGCUACACGGCCACAGGAUAUACAAACUCUCAGAGAACUGAAGAAUCUCAGUGCAUAAUAAGAGACUACAGACUGCUGUUAAUUUUGAGUGUCACUAUUGGUGUUUGUCUGUGUGGGCUAGUGGAGAACGGGAUGGUCAUGUGGUUCCUGGGCUUUCACAUGAAGAAGAGCCCUUUCACUGUUUACAUCCUGAAUCUGGCCAUCGCCGACUUCUCUUUGCUCCUCUUUCUUCUUGUUAUAUUUUCACUAUACAUUACUAUAGCAAUUUCUUGUUCUCGAUUAUAUAUCUUUUCCACAUAUCUCCUGAUAUAUCUGUUUCUCUUGUGGUACUUUACUAGCAUGUAUCUCCUGACAGCAGUGAGCAUGGAGAGGUGUCUGUCUGUUUUAUUCCCAAUCUGGUACCGAUGCCAUCGCCCAAAGUGCUUGUCAGCUGUUAUCUGUGGGGUGCUCUGGGCUUUUUCUGGACUUCUAGUUUGCUUAGUUCUUCUUAAUUGUUAUGCCUUCUUUAAUAUUAGCUGUCAAAAAAUAUUUCAAAACAUAGGCAUUGUGAAUUUCCUCAUCUUCUCCUUCUUCCCAUUCCUUUCCAACCUGACCCUGUUCAUCAAACUUCGAUACGGCUCACAGAGGCGUCACCCCGGGAAACUCUAUGUUGCCAUUUUGCUCAAUGUGAUCUUCUUCUUCGCCUUUGGGUUUCCUUUAAGUGCGAUGAUGUUCCUAGAGUCUAUAAUUCCUUUAAAUAUAUUUUACACUCAUAUUUCUUACCUGAUGGCGUCUCUAAACAGUAGCAUCAACCCCAUCAUUUACUUCCUGGUUGGGAGCUACCGUCAGCGUCGGUUCCAGGGCCCUGUGAAAGACGCCUUCCACCGAGUGUUUGCAGAGAAAGUAAUGUGUGAAGAGAGCAGCCGAGGCCCCAGAGACACUGCAGUGGAGACCACAGUAUAG
Messenger RNA from Struthio camelus australis, 975 nucleotides. Its product is annotated as proto-oncogene Mas-like. The record is from RefSeq and is a predicted model, not a curated record. Gene Ontology annotation, molecular function: G protein-coupled receptor activity. Gene Ontology annotation, cellular component: membrane. Gene Ontology annotation, biological process: G protein-coupled receptor signaling pathway. Lineage: Eukaryota; Metazoa; Chordata; Aves; Struthioniformes; Struthionidae.